UCCGCUUCCUGCCGACGGCCGGAGCCCCACAGCCCCAGCGGCGCGGCGCCCCGGCCCAGGCCGCCCGACGCGGCGGAGAGCGCGCCAUGGCCGCCCCCGACCUGUCCACGAACCUCCAAGAGGAGGCCACCUGCGCCAUCUGCCUCGAUUACUUCACCGACCCGGUGAUGACCGACUGCGGCCACAACUUCUGCCGCGAGUGCAUCCGGCGCUGCUGGGGCCAGCCCGAAGGCCCGUACGCCUGCCCCGAGUGCCGCGAGCUGUCUCCGCAGAGGAACCUGCGGCCCAACCGCCCGCUGGCCAAGAUGGCCGAGAUGGCGCGGCGCCUGCACCCGCCGUCGCCCGUCCCGCAGGGCGUGUGCGCCGCGCACCGCGAGCCGCUGGCCGCCUUCUGCAGCGACGAGCUGCGCCUGCUGUGCGCGGCCUGCGAGCGCUCGGGGGAGCACUGGGCGCACCGCGUGCGCCCGCUGCAGGACGCGGCCGACGACCUCAAAGGGAAGCUGGAGAAGUCCCUGGAGCACCUGCGGAAGCAAAUGGAAGAUGCCCUGCUGUCCCAGGCCCAGGCAGAGGAGACCUGCGCCCUGUGGCAGAAGAUGGUGGAGAGCCAGCGGCAGAAUGUGAUGAGCGAGUUUGAGCGCCUGCGUCGCCUGCUGGCAGAGGAGGAGCAGCAGCUGCUGCAGAGACUGGAGGAGGAGGAGCUGGAGGUGCUGCCGCGUCUGCGUGAGGGCGCCGCCCGGCUGGGCCAGCAGAGCGCGCAGCUGGCCGCACUCAUCACUGAGCUGGAGGGCCGCUGCCAGCUGCCGGCGCUGGGGCUGCUGCAGGACAUUAAGGAUGCCUUGCGCAGGGUCCAGGAUGUGAAGCUGCAGCCCCCGGAGGUGGUGCCCAUGGAGCUGAGGACCGUGUGCAGGGUCCCGGGGCUGGUGGAGACCCUGCGCAGGUUUCGAGGGGAUGUGACCCUGGACCCGGACACCGCCAACCCCGAGCUGGUCCUGUCUGAGGACCGGAGGAGCGUGCAGCGGGGUGACCUGCGGCAGGCGCUGCCCGACAGCCCCGAGCGCUUCGACCCCGGCCCCUGCGUGCUGGGCCGGGAGCGCUUCGCCUCGGGCCGCCACUACUGGGAGGUGGAGGUGGGGGACCGCUCCAGCUGGGCCCUGGGCGUGUGCAGAGAGAACGCCAACCGCAAGGAGGAGGGCGAGCUGUCGGCCGGCAACGGCUUCUGGAUCCUGGUCUUCCUGGGCAGCUACUUCACCUCCACCGAGCCCGCCUUCUCUCCGCUGCGGGAGCCUCCCCGGCGCGUGGGCAUCUUCCUGGACUACGAGGCGGGACACCUCUCCUUCUACAGCGUGACCGAUGGGUCCCUGCUGUUCAUCUUCCCCGAGACCUCCUUCUCGGGGACGCUCAGGCCCCUGUUCUCGCCUCUGUCCAGCAGCCCGACCCCUAUGACCAUCUGCCGGCUGAAAGGUGGGCCUGGGGACGGCCUGGCUCCCCAGUGACUGACCUCUCAGGGAGGUGCUUCACCUCUCCAGGACCCUCAUCCUGGCGUCUGGGUUUCUCAGCCGUGCGGAGAACCUAGAAGAGGGGAGCGUGUCCCCAGCAGUGAGGAACACACAGUGCCUUCCGAGUGCCCGCGAGCCUGGAGUGGCUCUCCCUGCGGGCCCUCUGCAGGCCACUGGUCUCGAGUUCCAGGAGCCUGGUGAGCCCGGCAGCCCCAGGAGCUCCCCGCACCCCACCAGGGACGAUGCUGGGCAAGGCCUCGGGCCUCCAGCCCCUCUCAGGGUUCGGCCUCCUGAGUGGGAGGCCGUAAGAGCCUGUCCUCACUGAGCAGGACGCGGGGCAGCAGACAUCCCUCGGGGAGGAGCUGACCUGGGCAGCGGCUGUGCGGAGACGCCGUUUGGCUCCUGCGUGGACCUGGAUGAGUGGACUCUGGGGGACGUUGCCUGGCCUCACCUCACGCCUCCCUGGCCUCGGUGGCUAGCGUGGCUCUGCAGCAGCACCUGGCCUCUCCAGGCUGCCUGGCUGCAGCCCAUGGCAGUACCCCGAGCUCAGAAUCCCCGUGGGUGCUCUUGUGUUGGGGCUGGGGUUUUAUUCCUGUUUAUUUAUUCAACAGCAGUUUCCACUCUAAAUAAACUUGGGUUGCUGUUGCUG
Sciurus carolinensis (gray squirrel) is the source of this 2145-nucleotide messenger RNA. It is a transcript of the gene Trim11, whose product is annotated as tripartite motif containing 11. Bases 87 to 1493 code for a protein of 468 amino acids. Lineage: Eukaryota; Metazoa; Chordata; Mammalia; Rodentia; Sciuridae. The transcript is spliced from 6 exons. Gene Ontology annotation, molecular function: zinc ion binding; protein binding. The record is from RefSeq and is a predicted model, not a curated record.